AUGUCACUGAGAAAUAUGGAAAAGGCACAAUUUGAAUUGAUCUUUGACAUUAUACUUUCCACGUCACAAACUGAUUGGGAAAAACUUCAAAUGUUAGAAGAAUGUCGUUACCGCUAUAAAGAUAACCAAAAUGGGCUAAAAAUUAUUGACGAAUUCGAAAUAACUUACACUUCGGACAAGGCAUUACAAUGGUAUACAAGAGAUAGUUUUCUGUUUCGUUUAGUGAACGAAGCAUGCAGAACAGAAAACGUCGAUCAAAUUUACACAUUUCGAUGCUUCCUUUCGGAUCUUUCGAAGCAAUUGUAUCAGUUACACAGCUCUUAUAUCAGUGAAUUACGAAAUUCUGGAAUCGAUAUUUUCACUGUUUAUCGGGGACAGCGUAUAUCUGCUGUUGAAUUUCAAGAAAUUCAGCAAAAUAUUGGACAACUGUACUCAACGAACACAUUUCUUUCAACAACAUACGAGCGUGAUGUUGCUCUGAAAUUUGCAGGAACAGGAGCAGAACGUCCAAAAUUUGAGUCGGUAUUAUUUCAAUAUGUGAUUGAUUUGAAUAUUAACACAAAACCGUUCGCCAAUAUUAGUCAUGAAAGCUAUAUGAAACAUGAAAAUGAAAUACUGCUAUCAAUAGGUACCGUCUUUUGUAUUAAUUCUGUUUAUCCAUCAACAGAAAAUAAUGUGUGGCAUGUAACAUUGACAUUAGUAUCCACGACAAAGGAAGACAUAGCAUUAAAAUUUGAACUAGAUCAAAGACCGAUGUUAUUACUCUUAGGAUCUCAUUUAGCGUCAGUUAUGAAAGACUUUGAUAAAGCUGAACGAUACUAUCGAUUAUUUCUUGAAGAACAUGCUACAGCAGAUCCGUCAUUACUAACAAUUAGAUAUUAUAUAGAGGCUUAUAAUGGUCUUGGACAGAUAAGCACUUUCAAAGGUGAAUAUGCAACUGCUCUUGAACAUUACGAGGCAGCAUUUCGUCUUACAGAAGAACAUCUCAAUAAUGAAAACAUAUCAAUGGCGCAAGCAUAUGAAAAUAUUGCCUACGUUUAUGAGGCAAAGAGGGAUUAUAAAAAUGCCAUUCAAAUAUAUCAAAAAGCAAUCGAACUCCGAGCCGAUAACUAUGUUUCACAAGGACAAUUGUUCAAUAAAAUUGGUGAUUUGUUUGCAAAUUUAACUGACUGGGCAUCAGCAAGAAAAAUGUACCAAAAAGCUGUUGAGAGUCAGUCCUACACAUUAUUACCAGUGAUAUCUUAUGUGAAAAAGGUCCACUUUGCCAACCGUCAAUGGUGGAAAACCUUUGUCAAUCGACUUUUGGAUGUCUGGAAAAUUUUUUUCGUAUGGAUUAUAAUGGUAUCUACUUUUUUCGCGAUUUUUCACUACCUAUUUCAUAUAUCAUACGAAAAUUGGUGGAAAAUAUCUCUUGCAGAACAAAAGUCGGCAAUGAAUUGUGUUAUAUUAUGUAUAAUCCUUCUGAUUGAUUAUUUGAUUCAGUUAUUUUUCAAACAGCAAAAUUUCUUCCUUUCUAAUCUAAAAACUAUCGACUUGAUAGUGAAAAUAUGGACAAAGAUAAUGAAUCUUUACAUCUGUUCAGUUUACCUAAUUGAGCACACUGAUGAGAACGGUAUCUUAAAAGUUAUUUUUUAUUUCACAUCAAUCUUGGUGGUGAUUGAACCAUAUUAUUACUUGAUCAUAGUUCGUUAUAUGUGUCCAUCAAUAUCCCAUUAUUUUACUGUCACAGUCAUUAUGCUUGAUUGGCUACGUAAAUUAAGAGAAAUCAAUCAAAAUGAUGUAGGGCAUGCAGAAUCUCCUACAAUAUCAAUAGUGAUGUGUGAAGCGGAAGAAUUCAAAUAUAAGUCGCCCCUCUUGUGCAAAAUCUUCAAGCAUCGAAUAUUACGCAUAGUUUUUCGGAUUCUGACACUGACAAUGAAUUCAUAUUUAUGUUGGCUCGCCGUCACAUAUUUUCUUCCAAAACUUUAUUACUUGAAAUUCAUGAUCUGUUUAGUCGCUAGUCCAGUAAGAACAAAAAAUUUAGUGUUCUAUUUUGUACUGUGCUGGUGCUUACCUCAAUCAAAAUUUUUGUAUUGUAUACCAAUUGUUAUUAUUCAUGGUUGCUUUUUAAAAAUGUUUGUUAUAAACUCUGACGAAAUUCUCUCUUUAGAUCAUAUCCCUGAAACAUUCAUUCAUUUGAAUAAGUAUGACUGGUUUUUAAAAAAAUUCACCAUAGACUGGAAUAAGAACCACACUCAAUUUUCAGACGAUGUUCUUAAAGUGUCCAUUAAUUUCAGUAGUCAUGCUUGGGCCAUUUUAGAACGAACGAUUACAGUGUUAGUUUUUAUGCGCGUUGCUGAUGCCUUCUUUGGCAGUACAUUUUCUGCUAGCCUGUUUCGAGCUAUCUUCUAUUCUCAAUAUCAUGGAGUAGCAUAUGCACUUGCUCAAAAUGUAUGUAUUUAUAAAUCAAACAAAUUCAUUCAAAUUUUUAACUUGUUACGAGAUCAUUCUGGGAUUGAUAAAUUUAUCGCUUAUUUUGAUUUGAUUAUCAUCCUGUUCCUGCUCGUCACUUUUGCCCUCUCAAAGGCAACUAAGCCUGAAAAUUUUAAACGGAUUUUUUUCCAUAGAAUUCCACUUCUUAUUUUUUAUAUUCUAAUAUUUUUAGUUUUAUUCAUCCCCUAUGUGGCAUUUAUAUCGACGAUGCUCGUUCUUAUUUUAAAAUUUUUUCUAUCACCGCUGGGUCUGGCACAUUUGGUAACGGUGAACACAGUGUUCGAAUUCAUCGAAAGCUUCCUUAUUAAAUCGGUUCCACAAAAGUACAUCUAUGCAUGGUUUACUUGAUUUCGAAGAAACAUUUUCAAUGACAUUGUCUUUUAAUAUUGCAAUAAUGCAAACUCGAUUCAUUCAAAAUUGAUCUUAAGGCUGAAUGGUGAACUAAAAGUUCUGGAUCCUCUGAAGAAAAGGACGGGGCUCAUAAGAACAUAUUUUUGCCCAUUUUGGGUGUGGAGUGCGUGGGUGUGGGUGUGGGUGUGGGUGUGGGUGUGGGUGUGGGCGUAGGGUGUGAGUGUGGGUGUAGGGUGUCGGAGUGGGCGUGAGGGUGUGGGUGUGCAUGUGGAGUGUGAAUCUUCUCUGAGUAGACACCAAUACCGACACCGACACCCACACCCACACCCACCCUAUGCAACUUCACGAACUGAGCAGUGUUUUGAAGAGAUAUGUUGUAAGUUUCUACUUAUUUUCUGGAUGUGA
Molecule: messenger RNA, 3228 nt
Organism: Rotaria sp. Silwood2
Lineage: Eukaryota; Metazoa; Rotifera; Eurotatoria; Philodinida; Philodinidae
Source: the annotation of a GenBank genome assembly